Molecule: messenger RNA, 3234 nt
Organism: Phyllotreta striolata
Lineage: Eukaryota; Metazoa; Arthropoda; Insecta; Coleoptera; Chrysomelidae
Source: the annotation of a GenBank genome assembly
AUGGUGUUAUGCAAAAGUGACGAAAUGUUCAGCAAAAACGGAUACAAAGAUGCCAAAGGCCCCUCGCCGGACUUGAUGCCCAGUAUUAUGGGCACAUUCGACGCCAUACUAGGAAGCAACGUUAAAGAGAAAACCCCGAAGCGCGCCCACCAAAUCAGCAAUUUCGCCAACCUGUCGCCGUACGUGCAAAAAGUGCUCUCCAACGUGCCCGAGCAGGAAAUCAGCAGGAACAAACGAUCGUCCGGCUCAUAUCGAUCGUUCAGAUCGCCGGAUAAAAGCAGCGAGAAUUUGGAGUCCACUAUAUCCAGUAACGUGCAGAAGAUGCUGUCGAAUCUGCCGGACGCCGAGCUGGUGAUCGGCCAGCCGAGGAACAUGUCCUAUUUGCACGGCCCCAACGGCAGGAAGGACUUCCUGAACAGGAUCCUCGAAGACAACGACGUUAAGGAGAAGAAACCGAACGGCGUGAGGCAGUUUUUGUACCAUUCGGACGGUGCGAGGGACGAAAACGAUAGCGCGAACGGUGUUAGUGAAAGUGAUCAAACCGAAGACUGUGAUAGUUACGAUCCGAAGCCGCUGGGGAGUUAUUUGCAUUCGGUGCAAGGCAUCGCCUCCAGGACGCCGGUGGGCAGGAAAAAUCUAGGAAAAUAUUUACAGGUGCCGAGCGAAAGCAGCACCGCCUCCUCGGAAGUAUCCAGACCGGUGUCUCUAACCAGCCUGGGUUCCUGCUCUUCCAGCGGCAGCAGCGGCCACAAUCAGCCCGGAUCCGCUUACUUGGCUUCGGCGGAAAGCCUGGAUAGCGAUCCGGAACCCACGGGCAGCCAAGGUUCGGCUGAUAGUGGUAUAGCUGAGCAGGAACAGCCCACGAUUAGUCCGGAGUCCAGAGUGCUCCGGGAAGUUUUGGAAACUGAAACGGUUUACGUGCGGGAUUUGAAGGAAGUAAUCGAGGGCUACCUGGCGCCUUGGAGAGCGGAUCCCGAGUGUCCGCUGGCCGAGCACCUAUCGCAUCUGUUCAGCAAUUUGGAGGAUAUUUAUAAAUUCAACAGAUCCUUCUUGGAGGAAUUGCAGCGGGCCGAAGGCGAGUCGACGAACACAGCGAAUUGCUUUUUGCGCCACGAUUCCGGGUUUUCCGUCUACAACAAAUACUGCCAAAACUACCCGCUGACGAUGGAAGUGAUCGGGAAAUUGACGAGAGACGAUGCAAUGGCGGCGUUGUUUCGCGAGAAACAAAACUCCUUGGGACACGCUCUACCGCUCGGCUCUUACCUACUCAAACCCGUUCAAAGGAUACUCAAGUAUCACCUACUACUACAAAGACUGUCUAAAUUGUGCGAUGAAAUCCACAAACCCGCCGUAGAUUUAGCUCUAGCGACGAUGACCGGCAUAGCUUCGGAUAUAAACAAUAUGAAGCGAAAAUACGAAGAUGCUGUGAGAGUUCAAGAGAUCCAAUCGCAGCUGUACGGUUGGAACGGACCGGAUUUGACUGCCCUAGGGGAAUUGAUAGCCGAAGGAACGUUCAGGGUGGUAGGUGCCAGGGGGAGAAGACACGUGUUCCUCUUCGAGAAAGUGCUGUUGCUGGCCAAAAACAAGCAGGGCGGAGCGCUGGCGCACAAAAGCCAUAUAAUGACGUCGAAUUUGAUGUUAGUAGAACAAGUCCGAGGCGAACCUCUAUCGUUCCAAGUCAUCCCCUUCGACAAUCCCCGUUUACAAUCGACCCUCAAAGCCAGAUCGCCGCAGCACAAACGAGAGUGGACGCUGCAAAUCAAGCGAGUGAUAUUGGAAAAUUACACGGCCGUCAUACCGAAUCACGCGCGCCAGCUCGUCCUGCAACUGGGCCAAGAUCCCAACGAAACCGAUGACACGAACGGCGACAAAUGGUCUCCUCUGAAGCAAAACUCGGCUCCCCAUUACCUGGAAAGGCGCAGUCGAGCGAGGAAAUCCCGAGACGGUCGAAGAGCAACAUCGCAAGACCGAACGUUUCCGACUUUAACGAACUGGCGCAGGAAAUCCGAGCCGAGCAUGGUGCCCCAAUACAACCCCGUCAAACCCACCAAAUCGAAGAAGAUCAAGGAAACUCACAGCGCGACGUUCUACACCGAUCUCUCGGACUCCGAACACUGCCCCGACGAGUCGCUGGAGGACCUCCAAGAGGACGACGCCGACGGAUCCGCGGAACCGUUCAAAGAAGAAAAGACUGACGACAGCGUGAAGAGCAACCUCGAGAAGAUCGUGUCCGACAUCCUGCUGCAGAACCGGAACUUCCACAAGGCCUACUACCGACAAACCAGCAGGAAAAUCGCCGCCAACGACAACGAACCGGCGUCGACUUGGUGCGAGGAAAAGGUCAAGCUACCCACCAAGGCGGAUUCCUUGCCCAGAUCGUUCCAAUUGCACGAUCAACCCGACCGCAAAACCACCGACAGCACCUUGAACAAAUCGAUAAUCGACACGUCGUUGAAAGAGAACCCCGACACCGAUAUCGAAGAACAACAAGACAAUGAUCUUUCUUCUCGAUUAGAUGACGACGAACAUCCCGAUCACAAGAUCUACCGAAAGAGCGCCAUCAGGUUCAGCAUACUGCAGAGGAUCCGCCACAUCAUGUCGGAGGAGCAACGCACCAACAAGUACCCUCUGCGCAAGCAGGGAUCGAAAGGCAUGGGCGAGAAGAUCGCCCAUCCGGAUUACGAGGAUCCGCAAAAGCUCUUCUGCGGUUCGGCGAGUUGCAGUCAAAUCGAUCUCUCGUUGUCCGAGGACAAGACCGAAGAGCUGGAGCGGCCGGAAGAGCUCGAUUUGUCGAUAAACGAAAAAGACGUACUUAACGAGUUAGAUAAGAGGUUGAACGGCAGUACUACCGACGCUAGUCAGAGCUUCAAUUCUAGUCAAAAUUCCGACAGCUACUACGAGAGCCUGCUCGACGACUCCUUGAAGGAGGAAUACGUGAAAGACGCUACAGGGAAACUGGUGGCAAAGCAAGACUCGUUUAGCAGUUCCGAAGGUAAAACGACGCCGUCUCCGAAGCCCCAUCUGGCGAAGAGGCCGGUGGUGAGGAGGCCUAACAAGGCGCCGCCGCCGGUGCCCCAUAAACCCGAUACUUUGAGUCUCAAGAGCAAGGUCACGGUGAAGAGGGAGUUCGUGAUGAAGAGCGAGAUUAAGGAGGAAACAGAAAUUGUUAGUAGUACUACUACGAGCGGGUCCUCUACUAGUUGGGUGAAGACGAUGGUGGGUCGUUUCGAAUGA